Molecule: messenger RNA, 1995 nt
Organism: Triticum turgidum subsp. durum (durum wheat)
Lineage: Eukaryota; Viridiplantae; Streptophyta; Magnoliopsida; Poales; Poaceae
Source: the annotation of a GenBank genome assembly
AUGACAACGCCCCGUAGCAUGAUCUUGAGCCUUUCCUUCAUAGUAGCCUCUGCAGGCCUUGCCAUCCAAGGCAGAACCUGCAGUUGCCUGCAAUUUAACUACCCCAGCUUCGACAUGACCAACAAGAAUGAUUUCAGCUUCAGCCCAGGUUCAGCAAUUGCAAAUGGUUCCCUGAGAAUCGUGCCGAACACCGGAAACUCGAGCCACCAGUCGGGAAGGGUGGUAUACGUAAAGGAAACCCUCAAGCUGUGGAACAGGAAGCGAACUGUGCUCACAUCUUUCGGGACGCAGUUCACGCUCAACAUCCUCCCGGGAGAAGGUAUGGCUUUCAUACUCACAAAUAGCCUGUCGUUGCCCAGGAACAGCGGCGGCCAGUGGCUCGGCGUAUGCAACAACCAGACAGAUGGCGCGCCAACGAACCGAAUAGUAGCCGUGGAAUUCGACACGAGAAAGAGCUACCAGGACGACCUCGACGGCAACCAUGUCGGGCUCGACUUGAAAAGCAUCAAAUCUGUUUAUCCGUACCCGCUCAGCAAUCUUUCAAUCAUCCUGUCAAGCGGCUCGGAUGUCUUGGUUAGUAUCAUCUACAACAGCACAUCACAUGCUUUUGUAUUAUCUGUAAGCCAGCGCAACACAAGUGGCAGUGGGGGGCAUAAUUGGCGAGAGAGCUGGCCGGUUGAUCUAUCACGGUACCUACUGGACGAAAUAUAUCUGGGAUUCGCAGGUUCCACGGGUGAUUACACCCAACUGAACCAGAUAAAAUCGUGGAACUUCACCACGAUAGACGACAUACUCGUCGCUGAAAGAACAAGACAUGGGAAGUGGGUGUUUUUGGUUCUCAUUGCCUUGGUUUUCCUUGUUACAUGUUCAUCGUUUCUUGUGUUGUUGGUGCGGAGAAGGGUGACACAGCGGAGAAGGCUAGCCUACCGCACGCUCGAGAAAAUGAUCGACGCACAUGGCCCGGUUAGAUUUAAGCUCAAGGAGUUGAAGCACGCGACCGCCAACUUCAGCCCUCACCGUAAGCUCGGUAGAGGUGGCGGCGGCACUGUUUACCUUGGAUACCUGAAUGGGAUCAACAGAGAGGUGGCUGUGAAGCGGGUCUCACUCUCAAGCCGAGGAGAGAAGGAGUUCGUGGCGGAGGUGAACACGAUCAGCAAGCUCUCCCACCGCAACCUUGUCAAGCUGAUUGGCUGGUGCCAUGAGGGAGGCGAACUACUCCUCGCCUACGACUACUUCCCCAUGGGCAGCCUGGACAAGCUAUUGUUCGCCAAUGCCACAACGACCACGUACUCGUCAUCGGCGCUCACAUGGGAGCGGCGAUACAGGAUAAUCUGUGGGAUGGCAGAAGUAUUUCAGCACCUUCACCACGGGAGCAGCAAGAGGAUCCUCCACAGGGACGUCAAGCCCAGCAACGUGAUGCUCGACGAGGCAUACAACGUGCGGCUGGGCGACUUCGGCCUCGCCCGUGCCAUCCAGCUCGAUGGAGCGACACACCACUCAACGCAGGCGGUUGCGGGCACUCGGGGCUACAUGGCGCACGAGAGCUUCUUCACCGGUCGUGCCAGCCUCGACACGGACGUGUACGCCUUCGGCGUCUUUGCCAUGGAAGUUGUCAGAGGGAAGAGCCCAAGCAGGUCGAUGCUAUAUGACACACAAGAAAUGUACAUUGUGGAUUGGGUCUGGAGGCAUUACAGCCUGGGGAAAGUCAUGGAGACAGCCGACACGGUGCUUGGAGGAGUGUAUGACGAGAUGCAGGUGGAUUCUGUGGUGCGGCUGGCCUUGGCUUGCUGCCACCCGAACCCGAGGGAUCGACCGUCCAUGCGGACGGCGGUGCAGGUGCUAAUCGGUGGAGCGCCUGCCCCGACUCCCCCAUUUGAGAGGCCUGCCUUUGUUUGGCCACUGUCAGGCAUGCAGCAGGAGAUGGAGCUGCCGCAGGUUGGUGUGCUCUUCAUGGGAGGACAGCUCAUCACCUCCACUUCCCUCACAGGAAGGUGA